This is a messenger RNA of Rhizophagus irregularis DAOM 181602=DAOM 197198, 812 nucleotides long. Lineage: Eukaryota; Fungi; Glomeromycota; Glomeromycetes; Glomerales; Glomeraceae. The record is from RefSeq and is a predicted model, not a curated record.
AUUGUAUUAUCAAUUUAGAUAUUACGAGAGUUAGUUAAGGAUAAGGUGGAUUGGUAUUUAGACAAAUUAGUAGGAGAACUUGAGUAACAGACAGGAAAGUUGGUUUCUAUUCCAACUCUUUGGCGAUCUUUAGUUUACUGUGGAAUUAGUAGAAAGAAAUUACAUCAAGUAGCUUAUGAACAGAAUGAACUUCUUAGAAGCACAUUUAUUGCAAAAGUUGGACGUGAUUAUAAACCUGAACAGCUUAUAUUUAUGGAUGAAGUUUCUAAAGAUGAACGCACUUUAUCUCGUGGAUAUGGUUAUUCUUUAAAAAAUACUUUUGCAAUUAAAAAGAAUGUAUUUGUACGUGGAGUUCGUUAUACAAUAUUGCCUGCAUUUUCUUUACAAGGCAUUAUUGCUGUAGACAUCAUGGAAGGUAGCUGUAUAAAAGAAAUUUUUAAAAAUUUUGUUAUUUCAAAUGUGGUAAGUUUAGGAAUUGUUAUAAUAAUUAUUAUCUUACUUAUUUUACCUGUAAUAUUUAUUUUUUUUUCUUGUAUUAGGUUCCUCAAAUGAAUUCAUAUUCUGGUGAACAAAGUGUUCUUGUACUUGAUAAUGCGUGAAUUCACCAUGAUCAAGAUUUUGUAGAAUAUAUUGAAGCAUUUGGUGGUCGUGUUGAGUUUUUACCUCUUAUUCGCCAGAUCUUAACCCAGUUGAAACUUGUUUUUCCAUUAUAAAAUCAUUUUUAAAGAAAUACAGGGACUUUGUCUAUUCAUGUAAUGAUCCUAAAUAUCCUCUUUUAAUAGCAUGUUCUCAAAUUACUCCGGAGACAGCUA